Portunus trituberculatus (swimming crab) is the source of this 519-nucleotide messenger RNA. RefSeq lists its product as uncharacterized. The record is from RefSeq and is a predicted model, not a curated record. Lineage: Eukaryota; Metazoa; Arthropoda; Malacostraca; Decapoda; Portunidae. The coding region runs from base 1 to 504 and encodes 167 amino acids. The transcript has 6 exons.
AUGGAUAGUUCGGUGGGUGUGGAUGCAUGUGUACGAGUGUGUGGAUGGGGUAAAAGGACAGGCUAUUGGAGAGCACCUAUUGUGUUUGGCUGUCUGACCCGCUUUACGUGGAGGUUAAGCAGGAAUACUAAACACCGCCGCAGCCGCCGCCACGUCACACCCGCUCCGCUCUACCUGUGGAAGCUUUGCGGGAAAUUGUGUGGGGAUAUUGUGAAAAACUCAGAGCUGUUAUCUAUACUCGUUGGUCAGACCGCUGAGAGAUACUGUGUCAGAAGGGAGGUCCGCGUCACAGAGCGCACUCUCCACCUUGCUUCACCCUCACCAUCAACACCUCACUGUCUGGAAAAGAGACCCUCCCUCACCUGCUCUAAUGGCACGGAAAUCCGAGCGGUAGCAGCAGCACGCCCGGGGGGAUGCCGCCAAGACGCCAGCCAGGACGACCGCCGUGGGGAGAUGAAGAGGCAGCGGAGGGUGAGUGCUCAGAUGUGUGAAUGGAAGGAGUAGGAGGAAGAAGGAGUA